Symbiodinium necroappetens is the source of this 453-nucleotide messenger RNA. NCBI's taxonomy places the organism in Eukaryota, Dinophyceae, Suessiales, Symbiodiniaceae. The record is from the annotation of a GenBank genome assembly.
AUGGCCGCAGUCACGCAGACAUUUUACCCGUGGAUCUCUGACUGGUCUGAGCUAUUCUGGACCGGCCUGAACGAGAGAGACGAGAAGGGAAAAUGGCAAUGGACGACAGGCAGAGAAAACCCCUCGUUCACAUGGUUGGAUGGUGAGCCAAACGAUUGGGGAGGACAGGACGAGCUUUGCGCAGCUGGUUAUGCAAGUGGCCUCCUCCUCGAUGCCGCAUGCGAAUACCCCUUCAGAUACCUCUGCAGUGUGGAAGCGAAGAUGGAGCAUUGCCCAGCUCCCUGUGCCCAAGAGACGCCUGGUUGGAAUGGAGACACAUGGCGUUGUAGAGAGCAAGGCCCGGAAGGCGAGUGUCAAGAUGGUGGCUUCGGCACUGUGGCAUUGAUGGGCGGAGGCUCUAUGGGCCUUUUCUACAUCAUCUCUGGCUUCGUGAUGGCUGUGGGGUAUUGCCAG